AGAGCGGGCGGCGGCGGCGCGCCGGGGCCUCCUCCUCCUUCCCCUCCUCCCUCUCCUCCUCCGCCUCCCGCACUCCAGCAGUCGCCGCCGGACGGGCGCAGCUCCCGCCGCCUUCGCUUCUCUCCCACCGCCGAUCCCGCGCCCGCGCGCUCUUGCCCGGCAUGUCGGCGGCCGUGGCGUGCGUGGAUUACUUCGCCGCCGACGUCCUCAUGGCCAUCUCCUCUGGACCCGUAGUGCAUCGCGGGCGACCCGGCCCCGAGGGCGCGGGCCCCACUGCCGGCCUGGAUGUGCGCGCUACGCGCCGUGAGGCCACGCCGCCGGGGACCCCUGGAGCUCCGCCACCGCCAGCUACCGCUCCGGGGCCGGGAGGCGCCAGCGCUGCGCCCCACCUGCUGGCCGCCAGCAUCCUGGCCGAUCUUCGAGGCGGGCCCGGAGUCGCCACCGCAGCCAGCACCGCGGGGGGCACCUCGCCGGUCUCCUCUUCCUCGGCCGCUUCGUCGCCGUCUUCGGGUCGCGCCCCCGGGGCUGCCAAGAGCCACCGUUGUCCCUUCCCAGGCUGCGCCAAAGCCUAUUACAAGUCUUCGCACCUCAAGUCACACCUGCGGACGCACACAGGUGAACGGCCCUUUGCCUGUGACUGGCCCGGCUGCGACAAGAAGUUUGCCCGCUCUGAUGAGCUGGCCCGCCACCACCGGACACACACCGGGGAGAAGCGGUUUCCCUGUCCCUUGUGUACCAAGCGCUUCACCCGCAGUGACCACCUGACCAAGCACGCCCGACGCCACCCCGGCUUCCGUCCGGAACUACUGCGACGACCUGGUGCCCGAAGCGCCUCUCCCAGCGACUCACUGCCCUGCAGCCUGGCUGGCAGCCCUGCGCCGAGCCCUGUCCCUAGCCCAGCUCCUGCCGGCCUGUAGAGCCUGUCAGCCCUGAGAGUGUCCCGCUUGCCAGGUCUUGGCGGGGAUUUCCACUAAGGGACACAUCUGCCCUCUGGAGAGCCCGUGUCCUGGAGUCCCGGCCCUCAUCAAGGAAGCGUCAGGGGGGCUGAGAAUGGACUUGGGUCACUGGGGGACCUGGGAGGUGGCCUCGGUGUCUGUCUGUAAAUAGCCAUGAUUAACUGUCCCAUCCCCCCAAGUGGGCAGUGGCAGGUCCUCCGUGUCCCCUUCUGCUACCUUCUGCCUUCCCUCCUGGGUGGCAUUGGGCAUGAAACCUAGCCACGGUCCCGCUCCUUAAUCCUCAGCCCCCUAGUCACCCCUCCAGGUUGGGACACAGGUACACAGAGCCAUAGGUGACUGGGGCUUCCCGUGGGCCCCAACCUGUCCCCACCCCACUGAAAGCCAUUGGCGGAAGUUCAGGGAAAUGGGGGGCGCAGCCUGGCUGACCCCCCCCACCAUGGGUACUCAAAUCUCAGGUGUCCACAGGUUCUGCCCUCAAUAGGGCCACCCCACAUCCCCAGCCCUGGGAAUAUAGAAGACACUGCAGUUUUCAGAGGAGAACUAGGGUUAGGGGGCACAGGUGGGGCGUGUGGAGGUCCCCUCAUAGAGCAUCACCACUCUCUUUGGGGUGCGGUGCUGGGCAAAUGGGAAACAGAUUAUUUAUUGUCCUCUCUGUUGGCAUGGGGGCCUGCUCCCCCAUCUGGGUGUGCAUAUGUGUGAGAGAGAUGCCUGGGGCCCUGCCUCCCCAUCCCCCCUGGAUUAGGGUCCCUGAGUUUGGCCUUUGGGGCAUUGCGUCUCAGACAAUCUUCUAUAGAACCUGUGUGGCCAUCAGCCUAGGGACGCAGGGCUCUGCCCCGCCCGUGUCCUCCACACUCCUGGGUGUCUGCAGAGGGGGACUCCAGGACUGGAAGCGGGGGGCUCAGCUCCUGGGCCUUCUGGGAUGGCUUGGUGUUUGUUUUGUUGUUGGUUUUUUUUUUUUUUUUUUUUUUGGAUGGAACAGACUAUUUUUUCAGGCUCCAGUUCCUUGUUUCAGGGGCCCCUUGUGUGGCCACUGUCCUCAGGGGUAUGAGUGUUGGAGGGUAGGAUGGGGAGGCCUCCCGGAAGAGUCUGGCUUGCGGUCCCCUUCUUGCUGUGGCUUGGAGUUCCCUUUCUAGAAAGACAACUAGGGACACUCCUUCAAGGAUUUGGGGGCCCAGAGUAAGUUGAGCUGCCCCAUAUUGGCUGUAGGAGGUUUCUGGCGUCCCCAUUUGUUCCAGAAUCUUCCGUCAUCCAAUGAGGGAGGCUUUGGGUGCCAUCACCUUUACUUGAGCCUACCUGGAGGGAGGCCUCCCUUCUGGGGCUGGGCUCGGAGGCCCUAGGCCAGCUGCCCUUUCCCAUUGGCCACAGAAAUGAGAUGCCUUAGUCGACGGGGUGGGGUGGGGAUUGAGACCCCAUUCUUCUGUGUCUUCUGGAUGUAUCUUGCUUCAUCCCGGCUCCUGCGGUCCCCUGCCCUUCCUGCAAACAGGAGAAAGGUCUGUGGUCCCAGGACCUUGGGAGGAAACUCCAUAAGCAAGCAGAGCUUUCUUGGUGUCCUUACCCUCCCCCUAACUUCAGGUUCUGGUUGGUCACCGGAACUUGGGUGUAACCAUUGAGGGGUAGUGUCUGCGGCGCAGGCAGGACAGGAGCUGUAAGGGAUUUGUUCUUUUGGGGAGGCACCCUCCUCCUUUCCGCCUGGCCUCUCACCCUUGUAUUUAAUUAAAGCCCCCCUUUUUUAAACCUG
Mesocricetus auratus (golden hamster) is the source of this 2694-nucleotide messenger RNA. RefSeq names its product Kruppel like factor 16 (gene Klf16). The transcript has 2 exons. Bases 162 to 917 code for a protein of 251 amino acids. Lineage: Eukaryota; Metazoa; Chordata; Mammalia; Rodentia; Cricetidae. The record is from RefSeq and is a predicted model, not a curated record. Gene Ontology annotation, biological process: regulation of transcription by RNA polymerase II. Gene Ontology annotation, molecular function: DNA-binding transcription factor activity, RNA polymerase II-specific; RNA polymerase II cis-regulatory region sequence-specific DNA binding.